Molecule: messenger RNA, 600 nt
Organism: Cucurbita maxima (winter squash)
Lineage: Eukaryota; Viridiplantae; Streptophyta; Magnoliopsida; Cucurbitales; Cucurbitaceae
Product: protein CHLORORESPIRATORY REDUCTION 7, chloroplastic
Exons: 3
Coding region: 46-513 (155 amino acids)
Cellular component (GO): chloroplast stroma
Source: RefSeq, a predicted model, not a curated record
AAAUCAACGAGGGUUUGUUUCAGUUGAAGCUUCAGAGUGCAUCAAAUGGAGAGAGCAGGUCUUCACAAGCACUUCCAGAGCUUCAAUGGAAUAAUUUCUUAUUCCAAUUCUACCCUCUACCCAUUAAGAAGACGAAGAAGAACAGAACAGCAGAACUCCAAGUGCUUGUCGGGUGCUGCUUCCUUUCUUCUUCCCAAGCUGCCUACUGCCUCCAGACAUCAGCAACAAAUCAAGGUAUAUGCGAGUAGUAGAAGAAGAAGAAGAGCAAAUGAAAGUAGUGAUACGUAUGUGCUUUUGGAGCCUGGAGAAGAUGAGAAAUUUGUUUCCAAACACGAAUUGGAAGCCAUUUUGAAAGGUUGGCUUCAAAAUUGGCCAGGAGAAGCUCUUCCACCUGAUCUCCAACGCUUUGAAUCCAUCGAGGAAGCUGUUUCUUUCUUGGUUAAGUUCGUUUGUGAACUCGAAAUCGAUGGAGAUAUCGGUUCGAUUCAAUGGUAUCAAGUUUGCCUUGAGUGAUUCUUCGCGACUUGAUUAGUUUUUUUGUGAACUCGAAAGGAUAGUUGAAUUUGAAUCUCCUAUACAUAUAUUGACAUUUAUUUGAUU